This is a messenger RNA of Alternaria novae-zelandiae, 1782 nucleotides long. RefSeq lists its product as uncharacterized. Bases 1 to 1782 code for a protein of 593 amino acids. The transcript has a single exon. Lineage: Eukaryota; Fungi; Ascomycota; Dothideomycetes; Pleosporales; Pleosporaceae. The record is from RefSeq and is a predicted model, not a curated record.
AUGGCAGGCCCUGUCAAGAAAAGUGAUUCAAAGCAAAAGGUUAGGCGCACGCUGGUAACUGUCGCGGAGUACGAAGCCGCGGUCGCACGACUCAGCGACACAGAGACACAAGCGUGGGUAUCAAUAAUGAAGGUCAGACUCCAGCAGCACAAGGACAAUCUCGAGACACACAAAUCAAAGCUUGCCGAGGAAGUUGUUACGAAAAUAAUGACGGAAGUCUACACUGAGCGUCUUUCCAGUCAUCAUGAAGUACUAGUCAUCUCCAUUACCGAUUUGGCACAAAUUGCUACCACAGAAACAAAGGCCUGGCAAGCCGCCGUCGACCGCCAGCUAAACGUCUGCCAAAUACAAGACACCCACAAAAGUCUAAAGCACGAACUUGAAGAGAUGGAGCAUGGGAAAGAACGAUUGCAAGCCGACUUCAAUAAAUCGACAGAAAACACGGGGGACGACGUUGGAGUGAAGGGUCUCACAACCGCCAUCGAAGACUACGUGCACAAGAUCCGCGCGUCUGAAACUGAGCUUUUAAACUCCUUCGAAGCCGCCUACCUAGCAACAGUCGCCAUGAACCGUGCCGUCAAAAGUGAUCUCGCUAUACCUGGUGUUGGAAAGUAUUUCCCCAUCCCUGCACCCGUCACGAUAACUGCCGCUCAAGUCAGCGUCAAAGACAUAGCCUCUAUCUUGGAAGCGAAAGGAACCGACAUCGAAGUGGACACUAUGUCCGGAACAGCAAUUCCUGCACCCAAAAGUGUGACAGCCGUCGUCAAAUUGGACCAGCAGUUUUCGAGUAUCCAGAUAUGCUCACCGCAGAAGAGUUUCCAAGACGUCGAACGCAUUAAGCGACGUAAAUUCGAAGUCGGCGACAUUGGCUGGUUCCCAGUCUUGCGCCCCUCUAUGGUCGAGUCUCCGUCUGACAUUCACACUGAGUUCGGGUACAUCUGCGCAAAGAACUAUCCACUGAUCAUAGUGGAGAAGCUUCGCGAUUGCAUGUUAGGCUUGCUCAUCAACACGUCAGGCGGAAAGGGCUUGAGCAAGAAGGGUCCUUCUGUCAUGAAUCGAAGCGUUCCCAUCGUCAAGUAUCCACUAAGAGAUUCUCCACCGUCUCUAUGGGGACACGAGCUAUACCCCAAACAAGUACUCAACGUACAGAUGUACAGCAACUACACCCCACCCACAGGCGCCUAUGUCGAUAUGCUCAACACCAUCAUGAUACCCUAUGACUCCAGGUUCCGAAGAGAAGGGACAAUAGUGGAUGCUGACAUUCUUCCUCUCCAGCAAAUGAGGCUUUCAGCGCUGCUGGCGACCUCUCAAGCUGGGCAUUUGGAAAAUAUGGUUGGAUUCUGUAAAUGGAUGUGGAGCUGGGGAUAUGAAUUCGGUGUCAUGCCUAGACUUGGGGAGCACUACCGCAGAUACUGUCAGGCUAAGGUAGAUAAUGAACAACAACAAAAAGAGAAGGCAGAGGCCAAGUCUCGAAAGAAGGCAGAGACCAAGGCUCAAAAGAAUGCAGAGGCCAAAGCGAAGAUCGAGGCUAAGGCACGGUCGGAGGCAAAGGAACGUGAGGAGGUGAAGGAGCGCGACGAGGCAAAGAAACGCGAAGAGGUGCAAGAACUUGAACGUGCGAUGCGACGCGAGCAAGCGAAAGAAAUCGAAGAGCUUAAGCAGACCAAGGCAACCUGGCAACGCAUGUUUGCUAUGGGACGCGAGGACGCAAAGAUACAAAUGGAUAGGAACGUGAGGGCGUUGACUCGCGGGCCCUCAUGGUGGCCAGCCUGGAGCUCCUAG